AAUAAUAAUCAAAAUAAAAAUCGUGUAUUACGUUCAUCAUCAUCUUCAUCAUCUUCGUCGUCGUCUUCAUCAUCUUCUUCAUCAUCAUCUUCGUCAUCUUUGUCAACAAUACGUAGUAAAAGUGAAUCAUCACGUGAAAAACGUAAACAAUGUAAUCGUAAAAAUGGUGGUUUAUGUCGUGGUAAUAAUAAUAAUAAAAAUAAUAAUUGGUGUCCAGAUAUGGAUUUAUCAAAUCGUGCUUAUUUAGCACCAACUGUAUUCGAGGGCAAGGCUAGAAGUAUGUCCUCAUCACGUAAACCCGGAUCAAACUAUGCUGUGACCUUUGAAGUUAAACAAGUUUAUAAAAGUCAAUCGGGUUUUCAACCAUUAAAAAAAAAUGACAGUGUUAGAUUACAUUUUCGGGAUAAAAUUGGUAAAAAUAAUAGUGCUAAAUAUAAAAUUUGUAAUAAUAGUGAAAUUUUAAUUGGUGGUAGUGAUUAUAUUAAUAUUAAUAAUAAAUUAAAUAAUUUUGUAACACAAUCAACAAUAAAUGAUUAUGAUGUGACAAAAUUUGUGAGAGCUGAUAUUAAACGUGGUAAAGUGUAUAUUGUUUUUGUUAAUCGUGUUGGACCAAGAAAUUUUACAAUACUUGGUGAACCAGUGAUUCGUAAUAAAAAAAAUGAACAAACUGUGCAAGCUGUUGUACGACCUGAUUAUGUAAGAGAAGUGACAUUGUCAGAGCUCAGGGACUCUGUUGCGAGAACCCGAGAAAGGGUAAAGCUCGUGUGUAGAACAAGAGGUUCACCACCUCCACGUGUUCAUUGGCUCAAGGACGGUGUGCCACUUAAUCCACGUAGGGGACUUAAAAUUCAACAUAAAAGAAGAAGAUCAAAAGUUGUUAUAUCAUCAGCACGACCAGAGGACAGUGGUCGUUAUGAAUGUAUUGCUGAAAGUACAUCAGGUUAUCGGGCAUCACUUGCUGCCCAGCUUCUAGUCGACCACGAUACCAAGAUUCCAGAUACAACGACGGUGGCGUGGCCUCGACAGGAGCAGCCCUGUCCAAUGGCAGGUGAUUUUUGCAUGAAUGGUGGCACCUGUCUAUUCUUUGAAACCGUCGGCGAGCCGGCAUGCAGAUGUGCUGAGGGGUUCACUGGUCUACGAUGCGAGACCAAGGACGUUAUAAGUACCGGAAGUGUGUACAAUCGUCAUCGAGCACCAUUCUCAUGCAAGCUUGGAUUAUCAACCUCAUACUAUUGCUAACGUGUCAUGAAUGCCAAAUAAAUUUUUUUUUUUUUUUCUUUUUUUACAUAUUAAUAUC
Messenger RNA from Aphidius gifuensis, 1297 nucleotides. RefSeq names its product protein vein (gene vn). The annotation marks the transcript as partial. Gene Ontology annotation, cellular component: axon; plasma membrane. Gene Ontology annotation, biological process: dendrite self-avoidance; homophilic cell-cell adhesion; axon guidance. Lineage: Eukaryota; Metazoa; Arthropoda; Insecta; Hymenoptera; Braconidae. Gene Ontology annotation, molecular function: cell-cell adhesion mediator activity. The transcript has 5 exons. The record is from RefSeq and is a predicted model, not a curated record.